GGCGGCGCAAUAUAGCAUUCUAUGAAUUAGGCUCACAAAUAAGACAAGAAAAUUCGGCGGCGCAAUAUAGCGAUCUAUUUAAAUUUGAAUUAUAUAAAACUGUAUCCUAUUUAUAUUUGUUUUCUUUUUCAUAAAAAGGGAUACCUAAAAACCCUAAAAUUAUCUAACAACCAAUACCCACGCAACAAAUUCUAUAGGUUCGAUUUUUUCUCUCCAUUUUUUCAUUAUUUUCCUUCUGAUAUUUUUUCGUAUUCCACAAGUUAAACUGUUCAUGAACCAAUGCGCAAGAUAAUAAUAUCAUUCCCAUACCCUUUAUUUUUCCAUACCGUUGACUCCACAACUGGCGAUGAAUUCACACACCCCGAUAUUCGUCUGUAUAUACUCAUAUUAUAUAUAUAUGUAUAUAUACAAGAUACAUGCAUGUGAUUUGACUACAUCUCGUUCUGCCAGUAUUCUCACAACCACCAAUAAUUUGAACCCAGUAAAUGUAAAAUUUGAAAACUGCGAUCUUUCUUGCAACCUCUGUCUUCUCUCUCUCUCUCUUCCUCAAAGGUGGGACAACAGCUUCGAAGAUGUACGAAGUAGAGAGCAAAGGAGGGGCAAUAGCUUGCAUGAUCUUGGCAUUGAUCUUCUUGGGGACAUGGCCUGCAAUUAUGACCCUUACCGAGAGACGGGGCCGCCUUCCUCAGCACACUUAUCUCGACUACACCUUCACUAAUUUCUUAGCCGCGGUGAUCAUAGCUUUUACCUUUGGCGAGAUCGGUCCCAGUUCAAAUGACAGACCGAAUUUCAUCACUCAGAUUGCUCAAGAUAACUGGCCGUCUGUGAUGUUUGCAAUGGCUGGAGGAAUAGUUCUUAGCCUCGGGAAUCUGGCAACGCAAUAUGCUUGGGCUUAUGUUGGAUUGUCGGUCACAGAGGUCAUCACGUCGAGUAUCACAGUGGUCAUAGGCACAACGUUAAAUUAUUUCUUGGAUGAUAAAAUCAACAGAGCAGAGAUCCUUUUCCCAGGCGUCGGUUGUUUCUUGAUUGCUGUUUGCCUUGGCUCGGCUGUACAUAAAUCCAAUGCAUCUGAUAACAGAGCCAAGCUAGACGACUUUAAAAGGUUUAGCAUGAAGGCAUCCGUUUCUUCCAUUGAGAUGGAGACAAAAACGGGAAAAGAAAUGAAGGAUCUCGAGAACGGAAAUGGCUCAAUGACGAUGAAAGCAAAGGAAGGAACUGCAGCUUUUCUUAUAGAGCUUGAGAAAAGAAGAUCCAUAAAGGUAUUUGGAAAGAGCACCAUAAUUGGAUUGGCGGUCACUUUCUUCGCCGGUAUCUGCUUCUCUCUGUUCUCACCAGCAUUCAACCUGGCCACGAAUGAUCAAUGGCACACAUUGAGACAUGGGGUUCCUAAGCUCGUAGUAUACACCGCAUUCUUCUACUUCUCACUCUCUGGCUUUGUGAUUGCUCUGUUGUUAAACAUUGGAUUUCUCUAUCGGCCGGUACUGGAUUUGCCAAGAUCUUCCUUAAGGGCUUAUCUUAAUGACUGGAACGGCCGUGGCUGGUCUUUCUUGGCUGGUCUUCUCUGUGGGUUUGGCAAUGGCCUCCAGUUCAUGGGCGGCCAAGCUGCUGGUUAUGCAGCUGCAGACGCAGUUCAGGCACUUCCACUGGUGAGCACAUUCUGGGGCAUGCUGCUGUUUGGAGAGUACAGGAGAUCAUCAAGAAGAACAUAUAUACUUCUUACCAAUAUGCUUUUCAUGUUCAUAGUGGCUGUCGCUGUUCUUAUUGCAUCAUCAGGACACAGGAAAUGAGUGAGGAGAUCAGACAGAGAACAUCACUGUAUAUUUUGAUUCAUAAAAAAUGUCAGAGAGCUCAUACAGAAAUGUAUAGAUGUUAAAGUCAGAAAAUUGUUAUUCAGAUUGGUGGCAGAUCAAGCACAAAAAACCAGAAACAAAGAAAAUCCAGCAGUGAUGCCUCGGUUCUUGAUCCAGUUAAUGGGAGAAACUGAAUAGUGGACACACCUUCGAGUGUAAUGCCCAAUUCCUGUGCAGAACCAGAUCGUACUUCUUCCAUAGUGAUAUGUAUGUAUGUAUGUAUGUAUGUAUGUAUGUAUGUAUGUAUGUAUGUAU
Tarenaya hassleriana is the source of this 2105-nucleotide messenger RNA. Its product is annotated as ureide permease 1-like. Gene Ontology annotation, biological process: nitrogen compound transport. The coding region runs from base 573 to 1787 and encodes 404 amino acids. Gene Ontology annotation, cellular component: membrane. The transcript is spliced from 8 exons. NCBI's taxonomy places the organism in Eukaryota, Viridiplantae, Streptophyta, Magnoliopsida, Brassicales, Cleomaceae. The record is from RefSeq and is a predicted model, not a curated record. Gene Ontology annotation, molecular function: allantoin:proton symporter activity; uracil:monoatomic cation symporter activity.